Molecule: messenger RNA, 1052 nt
Organism: Chelmon rostratus (copperband butterflyfish)
Lineage: Eukaryota; Metazoa; Chordata; Actinopteri; Chaetodontiformes; Chaetodontidae
Gene: cabcoco1
Product: ciliary associated calcium binding coiled-coil 1
Exons: 7
Coding region: 23-631 (202 amino acids)
Source: RefSeq, a predicted model, not a curated record
AGGCAACGACGCCAGCGUCAACAUGUCCGGAGGAGCGACGCGUCGUGAAAAGAAAGAACAGCCUAAAGGAAAGAAACAGGACAGCGUCUUCCUCCAGUGGGCCGCGCUGCCCCCCCGACUCACCCAGGACCUGCUGGAGAGAAGCGCGGGAGAGCUUCAGGCGGAAUUAAAGGAGAUUCUGGACUUCAGGAACCAUCAGACCUGCAUGAAGGAAGCUGCUUUGCUGGAUUUCUAUGUCUGUGGUUUCUGGUGGGCAAAAGAGGCCAACUUCACCCCCAUGCAGACCUCCUUCACCAUGGCUGUGCUACACAUGCUACUGGGCAACAUAAAAGAGAAACAGAUGACUUUAGUGGAGAACUUGAUGGAGUUUGCUAAGGCCUUAGCUGCUGCCUGUCAGAGCUCCACUUCAGAGGCAGACACCACUUCACUUCUCGACAGAGAAGAAGCCACUGCACUCAUAAGUUACGUCAGAAACAGUCUGUUUCAGAAAUACAGGCUCUAUGAGCUGCUCUUCACCACAUCCAGAGAGGAGCUGCUGACAGGCACGGAGAAGACCAUUGAGGUGUUCAGCUGUCCAGAUGCUCUCACUCCACUGGAAGAAGGAAUUUCCACUCAGCUCUUCUUCCAGUAAAUGUCUCUGCUUGCUGUCCAGGAAAACGAGCAGGCUCAGUCCAGUGAGGAACUACAUCUGGAAGAGAAAAACUCUGCUGUCAGUGCAAAACAGCCCUGCCGAAACGCAACAAUAAAUCACAUCUAUCACACUUAUUAUUAUUAUUAUUAUUAAAUUGUAUUUUACUUUGAUCAGUGAUCUGUUCUAAGAGCUCCUUAGCAUACGAUAUAAAGCAGUUUUAUAGGGAAAAAAUAUCAUAUUUUUGUUACAGUGCUAUGUUUCACUGUUUUAUUUAGACUCAUUUGGUUGUAAUAUUGCUCGCAGUAAUAAAUGCAUGUGUAGUUCAUGACCCUUCUGGACACAGUUUGUGGUGUGUGCGUAUGUGUCAAGGUUGUCAGAUACAGUCUGCCCUCUUCUGGCCAACAAUACACAUUGUAGAAAC